GGGCGGGCUGGGUGUGUGUGGGGGGGUGCGGGCCGAGGGGCACUCUGGGCAACUGGGUUGAAGGCCCAUCUGGGCCGACUUCCCCUCUGCUGUCUCAGGCCCCCCCUACCCCCCAGCCGGCUGCCCCUCUCCGCUCCUGUCCUCGCCACCCGGCUAGGUUCCCGCCUUCCUGCGUCUCUCUCCCGGCUGGUGGCCGUGGGGGGCUGUGGCCGGGGACAUGUUCGGUGCUUGGGAUCGCCGGGACCAGCCCCCUGAAGCGGGGCCAGCGGCAGGGCUCCAGGGGUUCGCGGUGGACAAGACCUUCCUCUCGUCCCUCAAAGGCAUCCUGCUGGAAACUGAGCUGGCCCUGACCUUCAUCAUCUUCAUCUGCUUCACGGCCUCCAUCUCUGCCUACAUGGCGGCAGCGCUGCUGGAGUUCUUCAUCACGCUCGCCUUCCUCUUCCUCUACGCCACCCAGUACCACCAGCGCUUCGACCGGCUCAACUGGCCCUGUCUGGACUUCCUGCGCUGUGUCAGCGCCAUUGUCAUCUUCCUGGUGGUCUCCUUUGCUGCCGUGACCUCCCGGGAUGGAGCUGCCAUCGCAGCUUUUGUUUUUGGCAUCAUCUUGGUUUCUGUUUUUGCCUACGAUGCCUUCAAGAUUUACCGGACAGAGCUGGUGCCUGGGUCCAGCCAAGGGGACCAGCAGUGACCCAGGGCUUACCCGGCUGCCAGGACCCACCAGACACAGCAACAGAGCAGCCCAGACACACUCCUUCGAAUCCACAGCCCUGCCCCACACCCAACCUGGCUGGAGAAGCCCCCGAGACUGUGAGUCGGUUCCCAUGAAGGCUCAGCCAGGCAGGGGACACGUUCUGGAGGAGCCCCUCCUGCACUUCCGACCUGCUGUCAUUAAAAGAUUCAAAUGCUA
Messenger RNA from Sorex araneus (European shrew), 907 nucleotides. It is a transcript of the gene CMTM5, whose product is annotated as CKLF like MARVEL transmembrane domain containing 5. The record is from RefSeq and is a predicted model, not a curated record. The transcript has 5 exons. NCBI's taxonomy places the organism in Eukaryota, Metazoa, Chordata, Mammalia, Eulipotyphla, Soricidae. Gene Ontology annotation, cellular component: membrane. The coding region runs from base 218 to 688 and encodes 156 amino acids.